This is a messenger RNA of Cetraspora pellucida, 1359 nucleotides long. The record is from the annotation of a GenBank genome assembly. Lineage: Eukaryota; Fungi; Glomeromycota; Glomeromycetes; Diversisporales; Gigasporaceae.
AUGCCAACCGACAUUAUUAUGGUGAUGGAGUAUGCUAGGGGUGAAUUGUUCAACCUCAUCUUAGAAAAAGGCAAGAUGUGUGAAGAUGAUGCUCGACGAUUUUUCCAACAGAUCAUUUGUGCUGUAGAGUAUUGCCAUCGUCAUAAGAUCGUCCACAGAGAUCUAAAGCCAGAAAACCUUCUUCUGGAUCCGUAUAAUAAUGUUAAAAUUGCGGAUUUCGGGUUGUCGAAUAUCAUGACUGAUGGUGACUUCCUGAAAACCAGUUGUGGAAGUCCAAAUUAUGCUGCUCCUGAAGUUAUUUCUGGCAGGUUGUAUGCUGGUCCUGAAGUAGACGUAUGGAGCUGUGGGGUUAUUCUAUUUGUCAUGCUUUGUGGACGUUUGCCCUUUGAUGAUGAAUACAUACCAGCAUUAUUCAAAAAAAUAAAUGGUGGAAUAUAUACACUUCCAUCAUUUUUAUCACCAGAUACUAAAGGUUUGCUAAAGUCUAUGUUGGUUGUGGAUCCUUUAAAAAGAAUCACCAUCCAGGAAAUAAGACAAACAUCAUGGUUUAAUGUUGGUUUACCUGAUUAUUUAAAACCUCUUCCAGACAACGAAGAAGUAUCUUUUAGUGAAAUUGAUGAUAGCAUUGUUUCGGAAAUUCACAAGAAAAUGGGAUUUAGUAAAGAUACCAUAUAUAAGGCGCUACAGGAAAUUGAAAAUAAUCAGAUAAAAGUUGCUUAUCAGCUCGUUGUUGAUCACAAACGAAUGAUAACCGCUGGGAGGAUGUCCGGUCCAAAAAAUAUACAAAGCUUUUUAGCAGCAUCCCCUUCAUGGGACACACUUCAGCAUUCUAGGAAGGUAAGUGUGGUGGACGAGGAUGAUGAUGAACCGCCUAGCAUAACUUUAGACGUGAAUGAGGAAGACAAUGAACCGUCCAGUAUAGCUCUAUUAAGUUCAAGCUUGCCACCUGUUGAUGAAUUUCCUAAAGAUUCUCAAAUUCCCUACUCCUUGAGUAAUAAUGUUCCGAUAACAAACAAGAAACCCAAAUCGAGAUCGAAAUGGCAUUUUGGAAUUCGCUCGCAAAACCCACCAUUGGAAGUAAUGUUGGAAAUAUAUCGUUGCCUUAAAAACAUUGGAAUGGAAUGGAAAACCAUUGAUCCUUUCCAUGUUCGGAGUCGUUAUAUUUAUCCGUCUGGAUUGGAAAAGUCCGUCCGUUGCUUCCGUGAUACUGAUUGGUCAAUAGAAUCAUUUAUGUCAUCAAAUCAACAAGAUAGUACAUCCUCAUCGACUAUUGAAGAUAGACAAGAAGAAGCAGCAAUGUCAUCAAAUAUAUUACAAGUUGAUGGAAAAGAAGUUACUUCUAUGUAUCCAUUUUUUGAC